Trichoderma citrinoviride is the source of this 1193-nucleotide messenger RNA. RefSeq lists its product as hypothetical. The transcript is spliced from 2 exons. Bases 6 to 1193 code for a protein of 395 amino acids. The record is from RefSeq and is a predicted model, not a curated record. Lineage: Eukaryota; Fungi; Ascomycota; Sordariomycetes; Hypocreales; Hypocreaceae.
CUACCAUGGCCAGCAUCGCACCUCCAGAUCUCGCCAGCCUGCUGGCCCCGAUCCUCCCGGCCCUGCCAGCCGCCGCCGUAUCGACCGAGCCCGCAACGGGCAUCCUGCCGCUCCUCUCGCCCAUCCUGAGACAGCGCGUGAACCUCUUCUCCUCCUCCAGCACAGAGCCCUGGCUGAAGCUGCUGUGCUACGACUCGGCCAAGGCCGCCAAGCUGGUCGAGCUGGUGCAGAGCGGCUGCCUGGAGCCCCAUCCCGUCUCGGGCGAGGUCGAGGUCGACUGGAGCUACGAUGCCCAGACGAGGUACCGGAGGCUGGACCCGGAGACGCUGCAGGCGCUGACCGUCCUGUCCGAGCUGGGGGGCCUCGCGUUCCAGCUGGUGUACUGCGUCAACGAUGCCGCGGGGGGCGGCGACGGCUGGAGGGUGGGAGAGAUGACGCUGGCCGACAAGGCCGCUCCCUUUGCGCAGUUCGGCGGCGUGCCGACCAUUGCGGAGGCGGAAGCCAAGUUCAAAGAACCCAAACCUGCCGCGACCUACACCACCACCACCACCAACAACAACAACGGAUCGACCACCAGCAGCGAAGACCUGAUGGACGACGAUGACGACGACGACGGAUACUGGGACCGCUACGAUGCCACGCCCGCGCGCACUCCCGCCAACAAUCGCUCCCCAGCGCCUCGAGCCGGUGCCAGCGCUCCUGCUUUCGCUCCUGCAGCUCAGGCCGCCCCCGCCAUGGACAACCACGACCCAGACGAGGAAGCUCUCCUGCGCGCACACGUCCAGCCACCCCUUGGCCUCGGCAGCAGCCGCGCUGCAGCAGACCCCAGCAGCGAAACCCGCAGCUCCUGGUCCUCCGCCGCCGCCGCCGAAGCAGACAACAACAGCCUCAGCAACAGCAGCCCGAAGAAAGCAGCAGCCGCCGACCUGCUGCAGCCGUCCGCCCAGGAGCUCGCCCUCCUCCACCCCCGUCCCGAAUCCAGCGCCAGCUCCAACGGCUCCAACACCGUCGCCCGGCUGGAGGCCUCCGCGGGCAAGCAGGAGCAGAACGAGUUUGGCGUCAAGCAGCACGUUUCGCGGAGUAUCCGCAGCUUGUACCUGCUUGCCCGGUCGUCGGGCAUUGAGAGGGAGGAAUUUGAGAGGCUGGUCAAGACGGAGAUGGAUAUCUUGUCGCUGAUUGAGGAUGAAGAGUGA